Molecule: messenger RNA, 1715 nt
Organism: Cydia pomonella (codling moth)
Lineage: Eukaryota; Metazoa; Arthropoda; Insecta; Lepidoptera; Tortricidae
Exons: 9
Coding region: 634-1671 (345 amino acids)
Biological process (GO): cilium assembly
Cellular component (GO): ciliary basal body; axoneme
Source: RefSeq, a predicted model, not a curated record
AAUUGUCAAAAAGACGCGAAGAAAUCAGACAAGUGUAAAUAGCUGCACUGCAGUUUUGUAUUGUGUUUUUGAUUGUUUUAUUUAGAAUAAUUACUUAUUAGUAUAUUAAUUAUGGCACGUAUGAGCGCGUGUUAUUCCAGUCGAUCCAUAACAAGCCACCGGGGUCUAAACUACAUGAACGAUGCCGAGGAACUAUCGGACGCUGAACUGAUAAAAGCCGUGAACGAACUUAAACAGCUGAUCAAAAUCACUAAUCUGGAAAACGAUAUUCUGGAGAGGACUAUCAUGAGGUUAGUUUAUAUUUCCAGCCAUAUCAUUGUAAAACUAAAAGCCCAGCCAAGAUGAUGAUUAUACGACGCUAAGGAACACUCUGACGCUGAAUUAAUAAAAGCCGUGAACGAACUUAAACAGCUGAUUAAAAUCACUAAUCUGGAAAACGAUAUUCUGGAGAGGACUAUCAUGAGGUUAGUUUAUAUUUCCAGCCAUAUCAUUGUAAAACUAAAAGCCUAGCCAAGAUGAUGAUUAUAUGACGCUAAGGAAUAGUCUGACGCUGAAUUAAUAAAAGCCGUGAACGAACUUAAACAGCUGAUCAAAAUCACUAAUCUGGAAAACGAUAUUCUGGAGAGGACUAUCAUGAGAUUAGAACCAUCUCUGAUGAGCAACAUCCAGCAAGCCAUCGACUAUGCCAGCAAGCUGGCCAGCUCGCCCUCCAUAGGGGGCAGUUUCAUGAGGUCCCAGACCUCUAAGUUUGACUUCAGCCCGUCCAAGAUCCUUUCCAGUCCUUCUAGGGCCUCAACCAGAAGAGUGGAAUCAUCAGCCAAGAUAGGAGGGACGACAGUAUUCGGGGCAGGAACCAGGAUCAACGUAAUGGCUCGGUCUGAGCUAAUUAGCACCGAGAUGGAGAUAUUGAUGCAUAAGCUAACCAAUGCUAGGAAAAAGGCCGCUAAACAACAUGCAAUUCUAAAAGCUCAGUUAGAAGAGAUUGAACUUAGAGUAGUUGAUAUAGAAAAGGCAAGCGCAGCGUUCAACCAAGAAGUCAUCGUGGACGGCUGGGACAAGCUAGCACAGCGGAUCCCGGCUGAAAUCUGGAUAAGGUACAUGACAGAGUGGAUGAAGAUAUGCGACAGCCAGAUCGGCAAGCUUCGCCUCCGAACCAGCACCCUGAACACACAGUACGCCAAGUUCAAAGGCCAGAUCAAAGUCAAAGCCGAGCUGAAUGAUAGGCUAAGGCCUGUGGAUUUUGAUAAGAUUAAAAUAGAGAAUCAGGAAGCGUUGGCAACGAUAGAGAGGAAAACUAAACAGCUGGAGGAAUUGAAAAAGAUGACAGGAGACGCGAACCUCAACCUGACAGUGCACAAAAAAGCGAUGUGGGAGCAAAACUCGUACUUGGCCAAGAUAAUAGACACAAUAAAAACGAAAGAGCGGCAGACGAUAGCUAUUGAUAAAGAGAGAGAGGUUAUACAAGUGGAGGCUGAUGCUUUGGCUGCCAGGUUGACGGAGGUGAAGAAAGUCCGAAACGCGUAUGAAGUCCCCGAUAUAAUGGAGUACGUGGCCGUGAAGGCGGCGUUGGGAGACCUGCAGAAGGGCGCCAAGCUUCUGGAGAACAGGCUCCGGGUCCAGCACAUCGCGCUCACCUCGCUGCAGAGCAAACUACGGACCAUGAAGGCUUAGUGUUCAUUUGAGUAUUUGUAUAUUAAAAUCUUUUAAACCCUUUA